Molecule: messenger RNA, 2297 nt
Organism: Calliphora vicina (urban bluebottle blowfly)
Lineage: Eukaryota; Metazoa; Arthropoda; Insecta; Diptera; Calliphoridae
Gene: Cow
Product: Proteoglycan Cow
Exons: 11
Coding region: 51-2069 (672 amino acids)
Biological process (GO): anatomical structure development
Molecular function (GO): collagen binding; calcium ion binding; extracellular matrix binding
Source: RefSeq, a predicted model, not a curated record
AAAAUUACAUAUUAAAAAAAAAUAAAUAAAUAAAAACAAAAAGCAGCAACAUGAACACUUUAAUGUGUUUAAUGGCCACUAUGGGUCUGAUUUUAUUGAUGUCAUCAUCACAAGGUGUUGAAGCCAAGAAACCUAAAAAGUAUAUUGGUGAAAAUGGCGGUGAUUUUGAAUUUAUUGAUGAGGUCAAUAAAAAUGCACAAUUAUUGUCAGCAAAGAGUGGUGCUGGAGGCGGCGGGGCUGCUGGUGCCAUGAACGGUAUGGGUCUAAACGGUGAACGUAAAAGAUGGAUACAUGAUCCAACAAGUGACCUGUGCCGUCCUUUGAGUUGUAAAAAACGCGAAAUAUGUUUAUUGGAAAAUGAAUACAGUGCUGUGUGUGUAUCAAAAAAGGAGUUACAUAAAAAUCGUGAUGAAAUUAUAACAAAAUCGAAAUAUUUGGAGGAGCAAGCCAAGCGUAGAGCAGCUAAUCAACAUGAUAAUCUUCAUCUUAAUGAUAAUCUCAAUAGCAACAAUAACAACAUAAAUAUGAAUAUGAAUAACAACAACAACAAUAAUAUUAAUAAUAACAAUAAUGUUGAUAAUGAUGAUGAAGACGAGGAUGAUGAUGAGGAUGAAGAUGACAUGGAUGUGAGCAAUGGUGAUGAUAAUAAUGUCGAUAUUUUAACAACAAAUGAUGACUUGAAUUUUAAUAAUAUCAAAAACAAUAACAACUUAAAUGGUAAUAAUAACAACAACAACAACAACAAUAACAAUUUUAAUAUGAAUCUUAAUAACAACAACAACAAUAAUAAUGAGGAAAUUGAAUCGAAAGAAGAUGAUGUCUUCUACGAAAGCAAUGCCGGCAUGGACAACAAUAAAAACAAUGAAGACGAUGAGGAAGAAGACAAUUGCAAGCCAUGUCCCGUAGCAAAACCAACAUUCCUUUGUGGCAACGACAAUAGAACGUAUUCAUCGUUAUGCAGAUUGGAUUAUCACAACUGCAUACAUUCAACAUCCAUAAGAAUCGCAUGCAAAGGAUUUUGCCCAUGCAAGGAUAAUAUCAGUGAGAAACGUUUGCAGCGCAUUAAUGAACGACAAAAUGCAUUCAAUGCUAAAUACAAGAAAACCAUGGAACAGCAGCAAGAGAAACAGCAGCAACAAUAUAAAGAGAACAGCAACAACAACAUCAUUAGCAGCAGCAACAAUAAUGAAUUUAAUACAAUAAUGGAUGAUAAGGAUGAUAACAAUCGUCAUUACAAUCACAUCAAUUCACAAUUCACUUUCACGCCAGAGGAGAUCAAAUAUGACAACAAACAUUAUAAAUAUCUCAAGUAUACUGCUUAUAAAAAGGACAAUCAACAAUACCAAGAAGAUAAACACAAGAUUCGCGGAUACAAUGAAGUCAUUGAGAAGCCACAGAAAUAUUUGAAGAACAACAAUAUCAAUACUGGUUACCCCUCAAAAUCGCCCGAAUGUAAACCCCAACAAUUGACAGCCAUCGGAAAUCGUCUGUUGGACUGGUUCUCAGUCAUUAUGGCAGACAGCAAGAAACGCCGCCAGCAUAGUCAAAAAUCCAAAGCCCACUUCCCACCCGCCUGCAAGACCGAAGCCAAAUGGAUGUUUGGUCAUUUGGAUUUGAACAAUGAUGGCUUCUUGUCGCUGCAGGAAAUGUACGAUUUGGAACAUGAUCAGAAUGAGCGUUGCAUUAAGCCCUUCAUCGAUACCUGCGAUUUGGAUCAGGACAAUUCAAUAAAUACCCGCGAAUGGUGUCGUUGUUUUGAGAAAACAGAUCGUCCAUGUGCCGCUGUAAGACGAAGAAUUGCCGGCGAUUUUGCAGGUGAGAUAGGAGCUUAUGCACCCGAUUGUGAUAUUCAAGGUUUCUAUAAGCCAACACAGUGUCAUAAUUCGGUUGGUGUCUGCUGGUGUGUCGAUAAACAUGGCGUUGAAUUCGCCAAUACACGCACUCGAGGAAAACCCAAUUGUGAAUCUGUGGUCAAUAAUGCCUCAUCUUUAACAUCCGACGACGAGGAUGAAGAGACCGAUGACGAAGACAGUGCGGAGGGCAGUGGCGAUCAAAUAAUGGUAUUUUAAAUUUAGAACACACUUAAAUAAAAACACAACAAUUAUUUAUACAAAAAGAAAUAUGAAAAAAAAAAAUAACAAACAAAAAGAAAAUUUACAGAAAUUAUUAAACAAAAGAAAAGCUUCACUUCAUAUAAAACCCCCUCCCCCCAAAAAAAAGAAAAUAGAAAUUUAAAAUCAUUAAAAGAAAGUAGUAAAAAAAAACACAACCAUAAACACAUUUGAAAAACCAACUAA